UACGACGUAUUAUUGACCUUCGACGCGGAGGUGAACUAUAUAUGGUGGUCAAAAUGGAGCUGGGUCAAGGUGUUAUUCUUCCUGACUCGAUAUUCUGCACUUGUAGAGGCUAUCAUUACCAUAUAUCUUCAAUCGAGCACGGAGAUGACACCUUCAAGCUGUUCCACUUUGUUCAGUGUCACUGGUUGUAAGCGUCGUUAUAAUGCCCUCUAUGGAUAUCAUGCUCACUUGGUUAUUGGAUGGUGUUUUCAAGGGAUGUUUAUGUUUGGAGCCGCUGCAGCCGAAGCGAUCAUCAUGCUGCGAACAUGGGCUAUUUGGGACCGCAAUCAAUUCGUCGCGUAUAUACUCGGAAUCACAUUCGUCGGAACAUUCAUUCCCGCGUGCUUUUUUGUCCACCGCUUUUUGAUAUCUUUGCAGUUCGUGCCCAUGGCCGAGUUGGGAACUCUUUCGGAUGGUAGAGGCUGUUUCAUCACUCAGUCAAACCACGUCGUUACGGGCGCAUAUGUAUGCCUGAUCGCAUUUGAUUCUGUCGUUGUUGCUCUCAGCCUUUACAAGGCUUACGAGCUCGGGUACUCUCAUUUGUCACGUUCUAAGUUACUGCAAACAUUAUAUCGGGACGGUACACUGUAUUAUAUCGUCUUGCUUGCAUGUUCUGUCAUCAGCAUCGCCGUCAUUUUAGCAGUGAACCUUGAGUUCGUUAUUCUCUUGGUCACGAUGCAACGUGUCUUGUAUGCAGUUCUCUCGUCGCGGAUCCUGCUCCAUAUUCGCCAAGCG
This is a messenger RNA of Heterobasidion irregulare TC 32-1, 774 nucleotides long. RefSeq lists its product as uncharacterized. The record is from RefSeq and is a predicted model, not a curated record. Lineage: Eukaryota; Fungi; Basidiomycota; Agaricomycetes; Russulales; Bondarzewiaceae. The annotation marks the transcript as partial. The transcript is spliced from 10 exons.